GCUGCCCGGGACUAGUGUUAUCGCUGCAGCUCGCUAGCGUCCCGGAAGCUGCCCCUUCUCAGGGGGUCAUGAUGGGCAGCAAGAUGGCGUCCGCCAGCAGGGUCGUUCAGGUAGUCAAGCCACAUACUCCAUUAAUAAGGUUCCCUGACAGAAGAGACAAUCCUAAACCCAAUGUAUCAGAAGUUUUGAGAUCAGCAGGACUACCAUCUCACCCUUCUUCGAUUUCACAGCAUUCUAAGGGAAGUAAAUCACCAGAUUGGCUGAUGCAUCAAGGUCCACCAGAUACUGCAGAAAUAAUAAAAACAUUACCUCAGAAAUACAGAAGGAAACCUAUGUCUCAAGAAGAAAUGGAAUUUAUCCAACGUGGAGGUCCAGAAUAAUCAAUCACUGACAAUGUGGCUGCUGUUUGUCAUCAGACAAAAGAAUAGUCUUUACAAUAAAGGACUUCCAAAAUGACAAAUAAGAAAUUGUACAUUAAACAACUCUAAUAAAUAUUCUGUAAAAAAAAAAAAAGAAAUAGAAAAUUUAGAUGGACACCUGUAUCUCCUAAUUUAUGUAUCUUGGUCAGCUUCUCCACAAGCUUACCUAAUGGUUUAUAUACUUUAUACUUAUUAAAGUAUACAUUUUUAAAUGUUAGCCUAUUAAUUUACUCUUGAUUAUCAAGUAUUACCAGUGUUGAACUAUUAAAAGCACACAAUCUCUCGUAAACUAUCACAGGUUUCCCAUAAUUUCACUUUUCUUUCAGUUUCUGUUUAGAUAUGGAAAGAAUUUAUCAGGCAAAAUUGCUGCUUUCGGGAAGGGCUUUUCCCGAAAUUGGAUGAGGAUCAGUGAAAUAAUGACUCCAUUAUUUGCUCUUAAUUCUCUUAACGUUUUUCAUUCACAAAUUUACUGGAGUAUAAUUGGCUUAAUAAGCGUAUCCUACUGUAAAUGAUA
Molecule: messenger RNA, 933 nt
Organism: Ceratotherium simum simum (southern white rhinoceros)
Lineage: Eukaryota; Metazoa; Chordata; Mammalia; Perissodactyla; Rhinocerotidae
Gene: KGD4
Product: alpha-ketoglutarate dehydrogenase subunit 4
Biological process (GO): 2-oxoglutarate metabolic process
Cellular component (GO): oxoglutarate dehydrogenase complex
Molecular function (GO): oxoglutarate dehydrogenase (succinyl-transferring) activity
Source: RefSeq, a predicted model, not a curated record